AUGCAGAACCUGCAAAGUGAGAUAAACACCCUGCAACGUAACACUGAUGGAAGCAGCGGUAGGGGCAGUGGCUGGGUCAGAGGCAGGCGCAGCGGAUGGGGCAGAGGCAGGAGCAGAGAUUGGGGCAGAGGCAGGAGCAGCGGCGGUUGGGACAGAGGCAGAGGCAUAGGAAAUGCCAGAGGAAGAGGAAUCAGAACUAUCGUAUCCAAUAGACGGCCAGGGAGAGCAGCAUUGCAACGAUCGCGUGCAAAAUACCAAGAACGGCGAAAAUUACGCGUUCUUGCAGCAAUUGCAGAAGCAACGAAUAAUUUGCAAACAAGCAAAGGAGGGCAGGAGCAGCAGCAGCAGCAGGAGCAGCAGCAGCCCUUUGAAAAUAAACAUCUAAAGCUGCAGAAGCUACGGAAAGAAAUGCAGAAACUGCAAAAGGAAAUAGAGACACUGCAAAAUAAUAGUGAUGGAAGCAGCGGCAGGGGCAGUGGCUGGGUCAGAGGCAGGAGCAGCGGUUGGGUCAGAUGCAGGAGCAGCGGUUGGGGCAGAGGCAGGGCUAGGGGCUGUGGCAGUGGGAGGGGCAUAGGAAAUGCUAGAGGAAGAGACAGGAGACAACAUAUAACUAUAAUAUAUCAGAAAUAUGCUACUUUGCAUUUAUAA
This is a messenger RNA of Vollenhovia emeryi, 648 nucleotides long. RefSeq lists its product as uncharacterized. Bases 1 to 648 code for a protein of 215 amino acids. The record is from RefSeq and is a predicted model, not a curated record. The transcript is spliced from 2 exons. Lineage: Eukaryota; Metazoa; Arthropoda; Insecta; Hymenoptera; Formicidae.